Messenger RNA from Linum trigynum, 2065 nucleotides. Lineage: Eukaryota; Viridiplantae; Streptophyta; Magnoliopsida; Malpighiales; Linaceae. The record is from the annotation of a GenBank genome assembly.
CUUGUUCCUAACAUAUCAAAUAAUCAACCAAAAUGUACGUGGCCUAACUGAUACCUUGCAGCGGCGGAUCCAGAAUAAGUUAGAGCACUGGACAGCAUUUAAAAAGCGGUGGAGAGGGCUGGGCCGUAACCCUAUAAACAUUGAAAUAUAUACUCAAAAUCGGAAAUUUACAAGUACUAUACGAGCUUUGGAUCCGGGGAAGGCUGGGUCGUGGCCUGGGGGCGGCCCCCCUAGAUUCGCCACUGAUACCUUACAUCUGCAUAGUUAGUAAACACUUCGUUUAAUACACGUAUAUGUACCCGUACGUAUUUUAUCCGUUUAAAACUUUCAUAUCCGUAUUAUUGUCAAGCCGUUUCAUUUUUUUCCCGUUCAUUUAAUGGCUCCCGUACUAAAUACGUAUAAAACCCGUAUAACACGUUUAUUAUCCAUAUUUUAUGAAUUAAAUUGUUAACUUUACUAUUAUUUACAUAUUUAUUUAUUUUUAAAAUAAUUAAUUUUAUAUAUUUAUGACUAUUAAUGUACUAUUGAACAAAAUUUUAAUUUAGAGACGAAAUAUAAUACCCGUACGUAAUUUUUACGUAACUUUCCCGUACCAUAUUUUACUAACCAGCCUCUGUAGUUUUGUUCUGAAGUUUCACUUCUUGAAGUGAGCUGCGUCAUCCUUAAAGUACUAUUGAGGGUUGACCUAAAUGCAAUGUGACUACUUUCCUUUAGUAACAGAUAACAUUGAAACCACCACAUAUAUAUGGAGUACUACUACUCCAAUCAACUUCCGUUCGUACAUAUAUAUAUAUAUCGGUAGAUGAACAUAACACUACACAUCUCCCACAUGACAAUUCAUUUCACUUAAUUUAAUACUUCAACCUAACUCCCCAACAUUUCACAUCCAUAGAGCCUAUAAAAACCACACCCACUUAGCCUUCAAAAUGCACACUCCAUCAUCAACUAUAGAAAAGAAUUACAACGUGGUAUCAUGGCCGCUACUAAGCUUCAGGUUUUCGUGGCGCUGAUGGUGGUGAUGGUGGCGAGUCGGCAGCCGGCCGCCAACGGGGCCGUGACAUGUGGCCUGGUGGCGUCCAGCGUGGCACCGUGCUUGAAUUACAUCACGAGGAAGGGCCCCCUGGUGGCAUCCUGCUGCGGCGGAGUUAGAUCCCUUAACGGUGCCGCGAGCUCCACUCCGGCAAGGCGAGAAGCUUGCCACUGUUUGAAAACCAUUGCCGGUAGUGUCCCAGGUAUCAACUACAGCAUUGCCGGCGGCAUUCCCGGCAGGUGCAACGUCAGGCUCCCCUUCCCCAUGUAGGCUUUGAUUUGCGUCUUCCCGACGAAUUGAGACUUGGGAGUUGGGAGACGAGAGUGAGAAUGUAUGUGUGUGGCACUUAAUUUGUAUUUAACAUAACGAGUAUGCUACGCUCGUAUUUGCUUUGUGAUUAAUCAAUAUGGCAUCCUAGCUACUGGUAACAUUUCACAUUCUCUAUGUGUCAGUUUUAGCAUUAAAAUACCUUUUGUUUUAGUUUUUUGUGGUUAAAAUGGUGGAGUAGUGUGUUAGAAGUUUAUGCAGCAAUAUGUAAUUAUUAAGUAUUUUCACUUAAUUAUGUUUAGAGCAAGGUUGUCAAUCAUGUUUAGCCCGCUGGCCCGACUGAGUUAGUGGGUUGAGGGUUAAUGGAUCGACCAGAUUAACCCGGAUUAGCCUGGUUUAACCCGAAUAUAUGAAUAAAAUCAUAAUAUCAUACAUACAUAAUUUAUAUAAAAGGUCAUCUAGUACAUAGAGGUGUCAAUUGGGCGGGUUGGGUCGUGUUCGGAUUGGGUCUAACCGGGUUGGGUUCAAUCGGGUUGCGAGUUCAAUCGGGUCGGUUUCAAUUUGUAUCGGGUUUAAUUGGGUUGCAUCAUAUUACAGGUUUAUUGGAUUGCGGGUUAAUUCGGGUUCGGUCAGGUCGGAUUAUGGGUUAUUCGGGUCAACCUAUUGGAUCAUUUACUUCUUGACACAAAAUAAUGUUUUAAAAAUUAUCAAUAUAUGAAUAUAAAUUGUAGCUGAUGAUACAAAAUUUAAGAAAAUGAUAAUACGAUA